Molecule: messenger RNA, 1551 nt
Organism: Pseudoliparis swirei
Lineage: Eukaryota; Metazoa; Chordata; Actinopteri; Perciformes; Liparidae
Product: heterogeneous nuclear ribonucleoprotein C-like
Exons: 9
Coding region: 183-1154 (323 amino acids)
Cellular component (GO): nucleus
Molecular function (GO): RNA binding
Source: RefSeq, a predicted model, not a curated record
CGCGCUCCAAGGGGGGGAGACGGAGACGGCCCACAGUUACACAUUUUACCGACAACACCAAGACAUUUUACUCGUAACGGUCGUGUAUAAAUCUCGAGGGGUCAAAGGUCGCCGGCAGUCCAAACUGACCCCAGCCCAGAGUGUCAGGCGGACGACGGCAGCAGCAGCAGCUCACCGGCGCUAUGGAUCGCUCGCCCACCGCCGCCAGCCUGAUGGCCAGCAACAUCACCAACAAGACGGACCCGCGCUCCCUCAACUCGCGGGUGUUCAUCGGCAACCUGAACACGCUGCUGGUCACCAAGGCGGACGUGGAGGCCAUCUUCGCCAAGUACGGCAAGAUCGUGGGCUGCUCCGUGCACAAGGGCUUCGCCUUCGUGCAGUUCGCCAACGAGCGCAACGCCCGCACCGCCGUCGGCUCGGAGGACGGCAGGAUGAUCGUGGGACAAGUGCUCGACAUCAACCUGGCUGGAGAACCCAAACCACACCGGUCAAAAACCACCAAGCGCUCGGCCGGAGACAUGUACAGCAGCAGUUCCUCGUUUGAACUCGACUACGACUUCCAGAGAGAUUAUUACGACCGGAUGUACUCGUACCCGUCCCGCGUCCCGGCUCCGCCUCCUCCGCCGCCCUUGUCGCGCGCCGUCAUCCCGUCGAAGCGCCCGCGGGUCAGCAUGAGCGGAGGAGGGAGCAGCAGCCGGAGGACGAAGAGCAGCUUCUCCUCUUCCUCCAAGAGCGGCCAGAGGACCUCCUCCUCCUCCAAGACCAUGAAAGUGGACGAGCUGCAGAGCAUCAAGAGGGAGUUGAGCCACAUCAAGAGCAAAGUGGACGACCUGCUGAAAAGCCUGGAGCGCAUGGAGAAGGACCACGGCAAGAAGUCGGCUAAGGGGCUGAAGGCGGAGCCUGGAGAGGUGACCUCGCCGCCGCACGCCAGCAGCAAGAAGGAGGACGCGGCCAAGAGGGAGCGCGAGCUGAACGACUCCGACGAAGACGAGGAGGAUGAAGACGAGCUGCUGGAGGACCCCGCCGCUUUUUACAAUAAAGCGAAGAGUCAAGACGACGAUGAGGAGGAAGAGGACGAUGACGAGGAGGAGGAAGGGGAGCACGUGGACGACGACGACGACAUCGAAAGCGUCAACGGCGAAGACGACUCGUAGGUCGAGGAGCUCGCCGGCGCACGCGGCUUCCAGAAGGAACUCUGACUCCGGUUUCUAAACCCUCGCGUCGUAGAGCGAGCGUGAUGCCCCGCCCCCGUGUGUGGCCCCGCCCCCUUUGUCCCUCAAGCCGUCUUUUUUGUUUUCUCCUUUAUUUGGUCCAGUUUCGCCGUACAGGAAUAAAGCGGCCAUGUUUUUUUACCUGCGGACGAGACGCUGCUGAUGUCCUCAGAGACGACGCUCGACGGACACAGAGGAAGAAGAAGAAGAAGAGGAGGAGACGACCGCUUUUAGGUUCUGUGUGUGUGUGUGUGUGUCCAGGUCUGUUUUUUUUUAUACUAUUCGUAACUGUAAAGGAAUAAAUUGCAAUAAAAUCUUAAAUUGAAAAAAGCACUUUCUU